UCGGUGAUCUAUACGUGCUCUUUGAGAAUUUUGUUUAAGCCAAACGAUUUUUCCAAGGGCGUAAGAGAGACAAUUAAAGCUAUAUAAGCACCUACUUGUGUUUUGGGUCAUGGGAUUGAGAUUGCCACCAAGUUAUUGUUUGGUUUUAGGGUGAGAGUGAAGGUGGGCAUGGCUUGUUCGAGCUAUGGAGGAGUACAAGAGGUCUCUGGAAGCUAUGGCUUGCCUAUCAUCGGAGCCAUUGCAGAUCGCUACGACUACUUCGUAAAGAAAGGAGUAGAGCCUUUCUUCAGAAAGCGCAUGGAGAAAUACAAGAGCACCGUGUUCAGAGUGAACAUGCCGCCUGGACCGCCUAUAUCUCGCGAUCCUCGCGUCUUAAUUCUGCUGGACGCCAAAAGCUUUCCCAUUCUCUUCGACAUGAGCAAAGUGGACAAGACCAACGCCUUCACGGGCGUCUACACGCCCAGCACAAAAUUCACUUUCGGCUAUCGGGUGCUCUCGUAUUUGGACCCUUCUGAACAAAAUCAUAGCAAGCUCAAGCACUUCUGCUUCUACGUACUCAAGACCAACGCAACCAAAUGGUUUCCGGAAUUCAAACGUGCCACGGGAGAGCUGUGGGCUAAGCUCGACAGACAAUUUGCCCAGUCCGGCAAGGCCGAAUUCAACAGUGAGAAUUUGCAAAUGUGUUUUAAUUUUCUGUGGAGGUCGGUGCUGAACAGAGACCCAGCGGAACCAGGGUACGCAAGCCUGGGAACUCAAGGGCCUAGUUAUGUGUUCAAGUGGAUUGGGCUUCAGCUCGCUCCAAUUGCAAGCACGGGUGUGCUGCCCAAGAUGUUGGAGGAGAUCACAAUCCACGCACUCCCUGCUUGUACGUGGGGAUUACAAAAAAGUUUACGAUUUCUUCUGGACAUAUGGCAGGCAUUUGCUGGAGGCAGCGGAGCAUCAGUUCGAUCUAAGUCAAGAGGAGGCAUGCCAUAA
This is a messenger RNA of Cryptomeria japonica (Japanese cedar), 975 nucleotides long. RefSeq names its product allene oxide synthase, chloroplastic-like. The coding region runs from base 169 to 975 and encodes 268 amino acids. The transcript has a single exon. NCBI's taxonomy places the organism in Eukaryota, Viridiplantae, Streptophyta, Pinopsida, Cupressales, Cupressaceae. Gene Ontology annotation, molecular function: oxidoreductase activity, acting on paired donors, with incorporation or reduction of molecular oxygen; heme binding; monooxygenase activity. The record is from RefSeq and is a predicted model, not a curated record.